Dreissena polymorpha is the source of this 2444-nucleotide messenger RNA. RefSeq names its product T-complex protein 1 subunit beta-like. The record is from RefSeq and is a predicted model, not a curated record. Gene Ontology annotation, molecular function: ATP hydrolysis activity; ATP binding; ATP-dependent protein folding chaperone. Gene Ontology annotation, cellular component: cytosol; chaperonin-containing T-complex. NCBI's taxonomy places the organism in Eukaryota, Metazoa, Mollusca, Bivalvia, Myida, Dreissenidae. The transcript is spliced from 15 exons. The coding region runs from base 126 to 1727 and encodes 533 amino acids. Gene Ontology annotation, biological process: protein folding.
GUGUAGCCUGUUUGACAGCGACGAACACAUUACUUUUUGAAAGAAUAUUACACGAACCCAAAACAAGCAUCGACCAGAGGAACUUUCUAGAGAUUUUAGAGAAUUUCAACUUGUUAUCAACAAACAUGGUCUCUCUCAAUCCUGUGCAGAUCUUCAGUCGGGGUGCAGAAGAAGAAAAGGCAGAGACUGCAAGAUUGUCUUCAUUUGUUGGAGCCAUUGCGAUUGGAGAUUUGGUGAAGAGCACACUUGGACCUAAGGGCAUGGACAAGAUUCUUCAGAGCAUGGGUCGAAGUGAGAAGAUACAGGUGACCAACGAUGGUGCAACCAUUCUGCGAUCCAUUGGAGUGGACAAUCCAGCCGCCAAAGUGCUUGUUGAUAUUUCCAAGACACAAGAUGAUGAGGUUGGAGAUGGAACCACGUCAGUUGUUGUUCUGGCCUGCGAGCUCCUCAGGGAGGCAGAGACACUGGUUUCUAAGCGCAUCCACCCUCAGACCAUCAUUGCUGGCUGGAGAUUGGCAACAGACGAGGCGCGCAAAGCUCUCACUGCAUUUGCCAGGGAUCAUGGGAGUGAUCCAGUCAAGUUCCGUGAAGAUCUGAUCAAUAUUGCGCGCACCACAAUCAGCUCAAAGAUUCUGACGCAGUACAAGGAAAUGUUUGCAGAGCUAUCAGUGAAUGCUGUUAUGCGACUGAAGGGCAGUGGUAGCCUAGAUGCUAUACAGAUCAUCAAGAAGCUGGGAGGCGGGCUCAAGGACUCUUACUUGGAUGAAGGUUUUCUUCUGGACAAAAAGAUUGGUGUAAAUCAGCCCAAGAGGAUUGAGAAAGCCAAGAUCUUGAUUGCCAACACACCCAUGGACACAGAUAAAAUAAAGGUGUUUGGUUCCAAGGUGAAGGUGGAUUCAAUCUCCAAGGUAGCGGAGAUAGAACUAGCUGAGAAGGAGAAGAUGAAAGACAAGGUGAACCGCAUCCUCAAGCACGGCUGUAAUGUCUUCAUCAACAGACAACUCAUCUACAACUACCCAGAGCAGCUGUUUGCCGAUGCAGGAGUCAUGGCGAUAGAGCACGCAGACUUUGAGGGCGUUGAGAGGCUCGCGCUGGUGACCGGCGGGGAAAUAUACUCCACGUUUGACUCCCCCGAGACAGCCCUGCUGGGACAGUGUGACCUUAUAGAGGAGAUCAUCAUUGGAGAGGACAGGCUUCUGAAAUUCUCAGGUGUGAAGAUGGGCGAGGCGUGCACAGUGGUCCUGCGCGGGGCCACUCAGCAGAUCCUGGACGAGGCUGAGAGGUCCCUGCACGACGCCCUCUGUGUGCUCACACAGACAGUCAAGGAAACCAAGACAGUCUUUGGCGGGGGUAGCUCAGAGAUGUUGAUGGCCGAUGCUGUGUUAAAGUUGGCUGCGAAGACGCCUGGAAAGGAGGCCGUUGCCAUGGAAUCAUUUGCCAGAGCCCUGAGAAUGAUUCCUGCCAUCAUCUCUGACAACGGUGGUUACGACAGCUCCCAGCUGAUCUCUGAGCUCAGAGCAGUGCACACAGAGGGAAAGCACACAUAUGGAAUAGACAUGGAGCUUGGAGAGAUCGGGGACAUGGAGAAGCUGGGGAUCACAGAGUCGUUCCAGGUGAAGAGACAGGUGCUCAUCAGUGCCUCCGAGGCCGCUGAGAUGAUUCUCCGUGUUGAUGACAUCGUUAAGGCAGCGCCACGGCAACGCGAGCCAGACCAUCGGGACCAUUAGCGCGUGGAACUUGUUAGAUUAGGAUAUUGACUUAUUUUGAAAUUUUGAAUGUUAGAAAAAGAUUUUAUGAGAAUGCAAUUCCAGAUUUAAGAAACUAAUUUGGUGUGGAGAACUUAUUGCAUCAAAAUAUUACAUGAUUUUUAUUUAACAAAAAAAUGCACUCGUGUUAAUUUUUGUUUCGAUGUUUUAUGAAUUGCGACAUAAAAAACUAUUAGUGUUGAUAGCCUCUAUACUUUGGCUAUUGGUUUUUGUUUAACUUUUGGAAGGUUGAACAUUUAAAAAAAGAUCAAUGAUAAAACAUCAAUGUUCAUUUAAAAGUUUAAAAUACAAUGCCCAGUAAAUGUGACAAAAUUUAUUUGAAAGUGUCAAAAUUUAUUAUGAUGUUAACAUGUUAUGAUUCUUAAUACUGCAUUGUACCUGAUGUGUUAACCAUGUUCGUGGCUGAUGGUAUCAGGUACCUGCCAACAUUGGUCUGGAAUUCCUCAUGGUCAGUGCUAUCAAAGUGAGCUUUUUAAACAAAUGUGUUCAUGUAUUUCGCAAUGGAUGUGACCGACUCAUUUGCAACAAUGCAUACAGCUUGUGUGUGACGUGUGCUGCCCAUUACAUUGUCAUGAUCAUGUUUUAAGCUUGUUGAUCAAAGUAUUUAUAUCUUUGUGUGCUUGAGUGACUUAACUUUUCAUUUUCUAUUCUCAUUUUAUAAUAAAAGUGGGAUAUUUA